UGCUGCAAACCCAAGCCCAAAGCAACCAGCCUUCACCUGGGCAGGGUGGUCACCUGCCUGAAUAUCGAGCUAUUGUCCCCCUCCUCCACCAGCAGCAGCAGCGUCAGGCAAGGGUGUCCGUGGCGAGCAUGGACUGCCCGGGGAAGGAAGGCACCGCAGGAAGGAAGAGGAAUUUGACCCUGCUAAGGAACAAGCUAUACAUGGGGCAGAGGAGGAGGACGGAGCCCGUGGUGGAGAGCACCACCACCGCCGGAGACCACGGCAACUUGAGGAGGAGUCAGUCCGACCGGACAGAGUACAGCCAGAAAUUGCAAGAAAAAAUGGCUCCUCAGGCAGUGUCCUCAACCCCUGCCACCCCGCUGCAGGAGGAUGAAGAAGAAGUAGAAGAAGUCAGGCGACGCAUGAUGGCCAGGAGGGUGAAAAUCAUCGCAGAACUCCUGCAGACGGAGAAAGACUAUAUCAGUGACCUGGAUCUCUGCAUCCAGGAAGUGAUUCAGCCCCUGAGAAACAUGCAGAUUGCUCGCUUUGACGUGGAUGGCUUGUUUAGCAACGUUGAAUUGGUCCAUCAGCUAUCAACCAAACUGCUGUCAUUGUUGGAAGAAGCCACAACAGAUGUGGAACCACCCAUGCAAAUAAUCGGGGAAGUGUUCUUGCAGAUUAAAGGCCCACUAGAAGACACAUAUAAAAUCUAUUGCUAUCACCAUGAUGAUGCACACACCAUGCUGGAAUACUAUGAAAAGGAUGAAGAACUGAAGCAGCAUUUAAGAGACUGUGUACAGUCCUUAAAGUAA
Serinus canaria (Common canary) is the source of this 791-nucleotide messenger RNA. RefSeq names its product rho guanine nucleotide exchange factor 38. Gene Ontology annotation, molecular function: guanyl-nucleotide exchange factor activity. The transcript has 4 exons. The record is from RefSeq and is a predicted model, not a curated record. Bases 129 to 791 code for a protein of 220 amino acids. NCBI's taxonomy places the organism in Eukaryota, Metazoa, Chordata, Aves, Passeriformes, Fringillidae.